GUUCAGAAACAUGGCGCCAGCCAAAGUGGAAGACGACCCAGUCAUUGCCGAGUAUGAUGUCUUUCUCACUCCCGCGCUGCAGGAGCAGAUAUUGCUGCUGCAAUACCCCAAUCGCCCUCGAAAUCGACCCUACAACAAUCAAUUCGGCGCCAAGCCCCACGAUAUGCGCAUCAAACCCAGGUCGGGCUUCAUGGAGGUGGACGUGAAGCUGAAUACGUCCCACAAUUUCAAUAAAUACAACGGCCUCAAAUGGGGCGAUGCUACCGCUGCCUCCAAGCAACUUCACAAUGCAUCGGGCACCUACGGUCCCGCCGCUGGCCUCGCGCCCCCUCGCCAGCGAAAUACACGCCGGGAUGGUCCCUUGAAGGACAAUGCCCAGCGCGACCUCGACCUCGAAACGUCCCUUCAGUCCUUCCCAGAAGCCGAGUCCGAGCACAAAGUCCAUAACUACCAGACCCUAGGAGGCCAGAUCAUCUACCACAAAGACGAACUCGCUUUAGGCAAACCUCACUAUUUCGUCGGAGCUUUCCAAGGUUCCCAACUGCACCUCACCAAAAUUGACGGAACUGCUCAAAUGCGCCCCGUCUUCCACCAUCUCGAUGCGGAAGAAGAACGUGCUCGAAUCGUUGCUUCACGCGCUCAAGCAGAUGCGCAAUCAAAACCUCAGUCCGGCCCACAAAGUCUGCUACAGACUGCAGAAAGUGCAGGCAAGGAAAAGACGUUAGAAGAGAAGUUGAAGGGCAUUUUGAAGGAGGCGGAGCAGGAGAGGUGGAUUCGGUUGAACUACAUCGAUGACGAAGACCCCGUUGCGUAUGAAAACUUCGAGACCAAGCUGAAGAUUUCUGGGGAAAAUAUCGAAAAUGUGCCGCACUUGAAGAGUCAGAUGGAUAAUGACGCCUUUUUGGAUGCCAUCAGCUUGCCGAGGGAGGGAAGUCCGCAACGGAGGCGGAAGAGGGCUUCGAGGAGGAAGAAGCAGCAAGAUGGAACUGCCGUGGGGGCAGAGAUUGAUAUCUCGGAUGAGGAUGCUGAUGAUGAGAUGGUGUGAGAGUAGCUGGACCACCCACUCGACUGACACUGUAUCAGAUGACGGAAGAACCAACGCGGGCAUAUCCUCACGAGGCCGAAAGUCGUAUUGGGCUGGGCGUACGAGGAACAAUGGUCACGAAUACGCCUUGCAGACGCCCAAAGCCCUCGCUUAUGCUGCGAAGUCGUGGUAUGUCUUGGUCGCGAGGCGCAGCUACAUUCAGUAGCGUCAGCCAAGGCGGCAACAUUGGCUCCCCUGCAAUCGGUAUGUGCGGCAUCGCAGACCGAAAAACGUCUUGUCAAUUGCGGCUCUUGUAUCUGGUCUGGACCAUGAAGAAUAGGUGCCAGCACACGCGAUAUCCGCCACGUUGUUAACGCAUGUGUAUCGAGUCCAUGCGAUACGAAUAUGACGAUGUCUAAGACUGCCCCACAGGUCCUCACCGCAAAUCUCUAUCGACCUAACUUCAUCAGGAUCCUGAGCCUGUUGUACAGUAUCUCCACGUUGGCAUUGGUAACACCUUCCACAAAAAGGUUCGCCCAGCAAUAAGUCACGGCAGCUUGAAUCAAUAGUACUCAUCACAGUUACAAGAGCCUGAUACGCAAUGUAACUCUACAGAGCAACAGAGUAGGAAUGCCUAUAACACUCAGGAUGUGAAUGAGCAUAUUGCUCCAGAGGAGCAAUCAUAACACCCAGCUCCCAGCGAUCCGGCGCGCGGCGUUCCGGCGAGCAUGUGAAUGGUUCCGGGCGGAAUCGGCAUCCAUUGCACCACGCACUGCGGUGAGCGAAUGGGCCUGACGUGAGCUUCCAUCAUAGCUUGGAGGUUGGAUGCCGACAACUCUUGUAUAAGACUGUAUCUGCAC
Molecule: messenger RNA, 1884 nt
Organism: Sphaerulina musiva SO2202
Lineage: Eukaryota; Fungi; Ascomycota; Dothideomycetes; Mycosphaerellales; Mycosphaerellaceae
Exons: 2
Coding region: 11-1045 (344 amino acids)
Biological process (GO): DNA-templated transcription
Cellular component (GO): RNA polymerase III complex; nucleus
Source: RefSeq, a predicted model, not a curated record